ACUUGAGCGUCUAGCUUCAGAAAUGACCUCUUUAAACCUCGAAGGUUCGCCUGGCCGUAAAGUUAUGUAUAUGUACAUAACUUUGCAGCCGUGCCAUGAAUCAAUAACACAUGAUCGCAAAAAGAGCUGCACUGAAAUACUGAUUGAAUUCUAUGAAAAAAAAAUUAAAGGAUCGGGCAUUCAUUUCAUAGUGAAACCAACCUUUAUUUACAAGGCUUACUGGUCACCAACUGAGGAAGAAAUCAUAAAUGCGAAGGAAGGUCUAAGAAAACUCAUAUUCAAGGAAGGGAUUCAGGUUCAAGCAAUGGAGAAGGAGGACUGGACUUUUCUAAAGAAUCACUUGUGUCCUUCAAUCGAGCUGUUUCCUGAUUCAACUUACGAAGAAAGUGAGAGGAAGAAGUUGGAUAAAUUCAUUGAUGGAUUUUUAAAGUCAAAGGAGAUUGGAAGUGAUCCACCAUCAAGUGACAGUGAUCCACCAUCAAGUGGCAGUGAUCCACCAUCACGUGGCAGUGAUCCACCAUCAAGUGGCAAUGAUCCACCAUCAAGUUACAGUGAUUCACCAUCAAGUGGCAGCUAUCCACCAUCAAGUGGCAGAGUUCCACAACCAAGUUAUAGUGAUCCACAAUCAAGUGACAGUCCUUCAACAGCAAGUGGCAGUGAUCCACCAUCAAGAUACAAUGGUUCAGCAGGAAGACCAAAAGAGGGAAAGAAGAAAGAUGACAAGAAAAAAGAGACUAAGCAUGGCAACUUCGUAAGUUACCUUGAAAAAGGCAAGAAGCAAAAUCUUUUAAACUGGAAUGGCAAUGCAGAUGAACUCCAAGAGUUUCUUAAUUCUUUCUUUGGUGAAAAGGAGGUUGAUAUAAGUGAAGUUCAAAACAACCACCCCCAUGCUCUUGCUAGGUUCAAAGGGACUAACGGUUCAAUUUUUAUAUUGUUCAAGAAUCGAACCUUACAGUGCCAAGGCACAAAGCUAAAAGAAAACAAAGACAAGUUGUCUAAACUAGUGGAACAGGCAAACAAACUCUAAGCCCUGAGCACAUACAAUUAAAGUGUAUAUAGAUUGAUUUAGUUUAAUCCCACAUGAUAACCUGCAGUUGUAAGAACAAGUGUUUCUGAAAAGAUGGCAAAAAAAGAAAGKGUUGUCCUURUAAAACUGCAGAAAAAAACCCUGCCAUCAAGCCUGCAAAUGUGGAGCACCAUGUACAAACAAGGGCUAACAUAAUAAUGUAAUAGAGACAGUAUGUCGCUGCUUUUAGAUAUCAAGAUUAAUGUUAGGACAAUCUUGUAUCCAGAGUCGCCAAUUGCUUUCUUGAAUUGCGUUCGGAUACCAUUCAAAUGCAAUGGAAGACUUCGAUUAAUCGAAUUUUUCAUAGUGUUUUUGGAUUUUUUUUUACACAUUCACCGGAUGUGUUUGCCUUUGUGUAGCUUGCCCACUCACAUAAGGUUUUUAAGAUAUUCUUCACAAAAGGCCGGAAAUCUUGGCCACCCCCCCUCCCCUUCCCCACAAAAGUUGUACCACUAUGAAAAGAUAAUGCGAUUCCUGGAUACGUCAUUUAGUUAGACAAUUGCUGAUAACAUUGCUGAUAAAGUCAACUGAUUUGACCUUUAUUAAAAAUGUGCAUACUGCAUACCACUAAAAGUCAAUAUCACACUUUGUUACCCUGGACACAUACUACUAAGAGUCAAUAGCUCACUAUGUUACCCUGGACACAUACCACUAAGAGUCAAUACCUCACUAUGUUACCUUGGACACAUAUCACUAGUGAGUCAUAAUAAUACGAAAGUUCAUAACUGAUAGAGUUAAAGAAUUGUAAAUCUUUUUAAUAAGUUAAAAUAAAAUUCCCUUGGUAAAUAUUA
Messenger RNA from Actinia tenebrosa (Australian red waratah sea anemone), 1857 nucleotides. RefSeq lists its product as uncharacterized. Lineage: Eukaryota; Metazoa; Cnidaria; Anthozoa; Actiniaria; Actiniidae. The record is from RefSeq and is a predicted model, not a curated record. Gene Ontology annotation, molecular function: zinc ion binding; hydrolase activity, acting on carbon-nitrogen (but not peptide) bonds, in cyclic amidines.